Larimichthys crocea (large yellow croaker) is the source of this 1823-nucleotide messenger RNA. RefSeq names its product ankyrin repeat domain 16 (gene ankrd16). The record is from RefSeq and is a predicted model, not a curated record. Bases 115 to 1230 code for a protein of 371 amino acids. Lineage: Eukaryota; Metazoa; Chordata; Actinopteri; Sciaenidae. Gene Ontology annotation, molecular function: protein binding. The transcript is spliced from 7 exons.
ACAACUAGUAAACACUUCUCCAGCAUGUGUUCAGGCGUCUUAGCUUCACUCUUUUAACAGUUUUAGGUCUUUUUGAGCUUGAAGCGACUUUAAGGCCUUUAACCUCCACCCAACAUGGACGACAACACUCUGAAGGCGCUGGUGAAGCUCGCUCAGGAGGGACAGCUGAGCUCUUUGGAGGAACAGAUAACGUCGGGCGGCUCGGCGGCGGCUCAGACUGUCAGUAGCAAACACUUCGGUCGGUCAGGAGACACCCUGCUGCACUACGCUGCCAGACACGGACACCUGGAUGUUGUGGAGUAUCUCAUAAAGCGGCUGGGCAUGGACGUGGAGGUGUACAACAACGACUACAAGAGGCCGCUGCACGAAGCUGCGUCCAUGAGCCACCAGGCAUGUGUGAGCUACCUGCUACGAGAAGGCGCCAAGGUGGACAGUCUGAAGAAGGCGGACUGGACUCCCCUGAUGAUGGCCUGCACUCGGAGAAACCUCGACGUGAUCCAGGAUCUGCUGCACCACGGGGCCGACCCUGCCCUGAGGAACAAAGACGGCUGGAACUCCUUCCACAUCGCCUGCAGGGAGGGCUACCCUCCAGUCAUACAGCACCUGCUCCUCGUGGCACCGGACGUCUGGAGGACGGUGAGCAAGACGCGCAGGACGCCGCUGCACACUGCAGCAAUGCACGGCUGUGAGGAGGUUAUUAAGAUUUUGCUGGAGAGAUGUGGCUACACCUCAGACAGCGCUGACAGCUGUGGAGUCACUCCUUUCAUGGACGCCGUCAGGAAUGGACACAUUUCUGUGGCCAGGCUGCUUUUGGAGAAGCACCAGGCGUCUCCAACAGCAGCUGACAGAGUCGGGGCUCAGCCGGUGCACCAGGUCGCUGUCACUGGACAAAACGAGGCGCUGCGGUUCCUGGUACGGGACCUAAAUGUUGACGUGAACCAAAGGGCGACUGACAUGCAGCUCACUGCCCUGCAUUACGCUGCAAAGGAAGGCCACACGUCCUCGAUAAAAACACUGCUGGAGCUGGGGGCAGAUCUUCAUGUUCGGGACAAGAAGGGAAGAAGUGCUCUCCACAUGGCCUGCAUCGGGCAGCAUGCAGAUGCAGCCCAGACUCUCAUGCAGCUCGGACUCAGAGACUCAGCGGACGCAUCUGGUAUAACAGCGCGGCAGCAUGCCAAGAAACAACACGUAGUACAAGUCUUCGAGUGCGACUCGCCCAACGCAGUAUAAACAGCCCAACAGUGACGCAGAGCACUUAGUUAUGUGUAAUUAACUUAAGUAAAGAAAAUUAUGUGAAACAAUGAGUGUGACUGAAGUCCAUCCCUUUAGGUUAAUAAAGCUUUACUUGUGUUUAGGAUAUUCUUGAGUUACAGAAUUGUAGACAGUUCACAAAGACACUGUGGAAGUCACAUAACUUGAAUUAGUCUUUAGUAAUAUUUACAUUGGACCUGACCUGAUGUAAGUGACAUGAGACUUGAAAAAUAAGUCAUUGUGCUGCAUGGGAAUAAGAACCUUAUUUGGAGAACGCUAUGCACCAAGGUUUACACAUGAUCGGACAUGCUCACCUACCCGGGUAUGACUUUGUCUGAUUGUAUCUGAUAUCAUCACGAGGCUCAGGCUUGUCAUCACAGCUGCCGGGAGGUCAGACCUGAGCUGUAAACAUCAGAUAAUUACAGUGGCUGAAUGGUGUGUAUGCUGCUUUGUAUAAAAGUACUGUUUAUUGUCUAUAUAUGUAAAUACGUGUGAAAUAAAUGAAUGUAAUGUACGUUAAAUAAUGUUACAAUGAAACUUUUGAGGGUUUAGCCUCCUGAAAAUCAGAUGGU